This is a messenger RNA of Salvia miltiorrhiza (redroot sage), 752 nucleotides long. RefSeq names its product cysteine proteinase inhibitor 5. Gene Ontology annotation, molecular function: cysteine-type endopeptidase inhibitor activity. The record is from RefSeq and is a predicted model, not a curated record. Lineage: Eukaryota; Viridiplantae; Streptophyta; Magnoliopsida; Lamiales; Lamiaceae. Bases 191 to 601 code for a protein of 136 amino acids. The transcript has a single exon.
ACAGCCCACUCCGAGACAACAGUACAAAAAGAGUGCAUACUUCUAUCUAUCCUCUGCCCUCUGCAUUACAAAAACGCGGCACCCCGCUGCUGCUGCCACCCCCUUCCUUACGUGUCCUCACUCCAAUUAAUCUCUCUUCAUAUAUAUCAUCUUCAUCGAUCCUACCCAAACACACACACUGAAAACACAUAUGGCCAAAUCAAGAUUCCCUUCUCCGCUGCUGCUGCUGCUCCUCCUGCUCCUGGCCGCCGCAUUCCCUCGAGACGCGGCGGCGGUGGGCAGAAAAGUGGGAGGGCGAAUGCAGGUGAAGAACGUGAAGGACAACAAGGAAGUGCAAGAGCUGGGCAGAUACUGCGUGGGUGAAUACAACCGGCGCAAGGCUAACGAAGGCAGCGAGAAGCUUCUGGUGUUCUCGCAGGUGGUGGAGGCGCAGACGCAGGUGGUCUCCGGCAUCAAGUACUACCUCAAGGUCUUGGCCGCCAAGCCCCUUGCCGGAGCACCUGAGACUUUCGAAGCGGUGGUGGUGGUCAAGCCUUGGCUGCAAUCCAAGGAUUUGAUCCAAUUUACGCCUUCUCAACCUCCUACCACAAGCACCAAGUAGUUCCCAGAUUUUGUUUUCUCUUUUUUCCGGUAUAUGUUUGUACCUUACUAUUUUCUACUUCUCAUUUUGCUGUUUUUUUUUUAGUGAGAGUUUGUGACGCCAUUGAGCACGGAUAAUAAUGGAUGAGUUUUUAAGUAUUGAAACCUUUUUU